AUGACCGAGGCCAAGAGCGGCGACACGGUACAACUACACUAUAAGGGCACGCUGGACGACGGCUCGGUUUUCGACAGCUCGGAAGGACGCGAACCACUGGAAUUCACGGUCGGUUCAGGUCAGAUCAUUCCGGGUCUCGACCGGGAAAUCGCUGGAAUGAAGGUUGGUGACGAAAAAACUGUGCGCAUCGAACCGGAAGACGCCUAUGGGCCUUCCGACCCUGCAGCAAGGCAAACGGUGCCGCGCGCGACGAUACCUGCCAACAUCCCGCUGGAAGUCGGACUGCAACUGCAGGCGCAGACCGAGAACGGCCAGACAAUGUCCGUCACCGUCGUCGAAAUCUCCGACGACGAAGUCGUGAUGGACGCAAAUCAUCCACUGGCAGGAAAAGCGCUGACAUUCGAGAUUCAGCUGACGGGGAUCAGUUGA
Messenger RNA from Effrenium voratum, 429 nucleotides. NCBI's taxonomy places the organism in Eukaryota, Dinophyceae, Suessiales, Symbiodiniaceae. The record is from the annotation of a GenBank genome assembly.